UUUAAAUUUCUUUUCUCUUUUUUUUUACUUUCUACGUCACUUAGAACUUUAAAAGUAGUGUUCAUGAACAGCGAGAACAUCGUGUAACUCACACACACACACACACACACACACACACACACACACACAGACUCACACACACACACACACACAGACACUAAACCACACAAACAGACACAGAAACACAGUUUCUCUUGCCCCUCCCUCAAUGCCCCACACACACACCGCUCCAUCACAGACUCACACUGUGCUGUUGUCAAACUGCACAAUGAACACACACACACACACACACACACACACACAGACAGAGGAUGGCAGCCGUCUCGCCUCACCGCUGUCCAGCACCUCAGGCCUUCAUCACCGUCCUCUUCGUCCUGUCAGGCGGACCGUUUUCCUCCGUUUCCUGUUUCAAGGUGGCGGAGGGGGCCGUGGCCUCCCUGUCCUGCCAGUACUCGGUGAAGCGCUUCGGGCUGAGUCGCGUCUGCUGGGGUCGCGGCUGUGGAACCUUCUGGUGCAACAACAUCCUGGUGCAGACGGACGAGAACGGCGUCAUCUCCAAGGUGGCGGACCGGUACCGGCUGACAGGGGACGUCCUGGACGGGCAGAUGGACCUGGACAUCCUGAACGUGAGGCGGAGCGACAGCGGGCCGUACUGCUGCAGGGUGGACGUGGACGGGAUCUUCAACGACAAGAAGCUGAUCAUGAACCUGAGAGUGGUGAGAGCUCUGGUCACAACUUCUCCUCCAACAACAACAACGGCGACGACAGUCACGGAGCCGUCGGCCUCCACAGGUGACGUGAACUGGAAAACUCUGCUGUCGACUCAGCUGGACCUCGUGAGGAGGAACUCCACCCUGCCGCGCUCCGACAGCGUCACCGUGGAGGACUCUCUACCUUCUCUCUCCCUUCAGAUCAACGUUCCCGUCCUCUCUCUCUCCCUUGGAGUUUUGUUGAUCUUGACGGGAGUUUUCCUCUUCCUGGCUUUCAGACGUGGAAUUUACAGCAGAGCCUUGAAAAGCGGCUGCUUCUCCUCUGAAGAACCUCCUCACAUCAUAUAUGAGAUCAGGAUGAGACGACCGGUCCAGGAGAACAUCUACAUCCUGGACUAGACACACACACACACACACACACACACAUUGGUUGGUUUGAUUCUGUUCUUUUGUUUGUUGACGUUUCCUUUGAUAAAAACCUGAAAGAAGUUGAAUAAAGAUCAGUCAGAAUACA
Molecule: messenger RNA, 1224 nt
Organism: Scophthalmus maximus (turbot)
Lineage: Eukaryota; Metazoa; Chordata; Actinopteri; Pleuronectiformes; Scophthalmidae
Gene: timd4
Product: T cell immunoglobulin and mucin domain containing 4
Exons: 8
Coding region: 312-1109 (265 amino acids)
Source: RefSeq, a predicted model, not a curated record